AUGCAGCCCUAUAUUGGUCAUGAUGGGGAAGCAUUCGGACAUGCGGGUCUUCAAGGGGUGGAUGAGCUUUCUUUUAUGAAUGAUGAUGAUAUGGAUCUCAACUUUUUCCACCGGGUGGACUCGGCACAAGUUGUCUAUGAGAGAAGAAAACGUGCAAAACUUGUAGAAAAAUAUCUGAUUGGAGAUUUACUCGGAGAGGGUUCAUAUGGCAAAGUGAAGGAAGUGCUUGACACUGAAACGCUCUGCAGAAGAGCUGUCAAAAUUUUAAAAAAGAAACGAUUAAGACGAAUACCAAACGGGGAAAUUAAUGUAAAAAGGUGUGAAUAUAUUGAGACAAGCUUUAUUAAGAUUUCAAGUCAAAAAGUCUGCAGGUACAUGAUAAUGGAAUACUGUGCAGAUGAGCUACAGAGUAUGUUGGAAAGUGCCCCAGAGAAAAAAUUCCCUAUUUGGCAAUCGCAUCUAUAUAAUAUGACUACUGGCCUAUACCCAUAUGAAGGGGAAAAUAUUUACAAAUUGUUUGAAAACAUUGGUAAGGGAGACUAUGUCAUUCCGGAUUCCCUAGAUAAAAUGCUGUCAUCACUUCUUAAAGAAAUGUUACAGUAUGAUGCAUCUAAUAGAAUAUCAAUAGGAGAAAUAAAACAGCAUGAUUGGUACCGAAAGAAAUUUCCUCAGACAUCGGAGAUUGUGCCGUUCCCUGUUCACCCUGAAGGUUAUGAUGACUUGCGUAGUAUGACUGUGAUCCCUUACGUUGAAGACAUGCACAGGGGUACUCCUAGUGAGGAGGAUGAUGAAGAGUUAGAAUACGAGGAGGAUCAUAUAGGCCAGACCCCUGUCUCACCCGUAGAGGGAAAUGGUAAUACCCAAGUUAAUUCACAUAGUAAGGUUGAACACGUAGAAGAUGCCAUUCCAGAUUCGAAACACAAGAAACGGAAAAAUAAAUCCAAUGCACGUAGAUUUAAAUUUUCAGGUUGCUCCCAGUCUUGAUGCUUGUUUAGAUUUAGUACAGCAACUGUUAACCCCCAAUCAUGUAUUAACCAAAUACAUGGAUGCACAUAUGUUGAAUAUAUAUGUAGAUAAAUUUGGCUGCCCAUGUAAUUAAUAAAAAAUGGCAUUUGGACGUAUUAUUAGAAGCGAAAUGUUACCUAGGUAUUUAGUCCUGGAGACUUACGACAUCCGAGAUUUUUGCCAAGACCCGUGCCAUUGGAAGCCAUAUAUGUGUAUACUAAUGGGAAGAACAUUAUUUAACAAAAAUAUAUAUCAUCAGAUAGUGUGAAAGAUUGAGAUUAAACAAUUGUGUAGUCUUAGCAUAUUUUAUAUCCUCCAUUUCUGCCAAAGAUAAAAAAGCCAACGGUGAGGUGCGAAAGAAAAAGGACCAAAAAGAAACAACAGGAUAAAAGAGAACAAAAAUGUAAGCAGAUAUGUUGAUGGUGUGUGUCAGAUGGACAUGUGCCAUUUCCAGGAUAGCAAGUUUAUACAUUUUAUAGCUUUUGAAACUUUUGUUUUUCAUUUCUUGCCUCAGUGACUUAAUGUCAAUCCAGAAUUGAUUUAUUUCAGUAUUGAAUGGUACCCUGACUAGAUAAACAAUUUACAAAUGAAAGAUUUUCAGUAACCUGAGAAAAAUUACAUAAGUGACAUCAUUUUUUUGCCUCUGUAGCUAAUUAGAGGUGUGCAUUUAAAAAAAAAAGAAAAA
Molecule: messenger RNA, 1690 nt
Organism: Ruditapes philippinarum (Manila clam)
Lineage: Eukaryota; Metazoa; Mollusca; Bivalvia; Venerida; Veneridae
Product: serine/threonine-protein kinase STK11-like
Exons: 7
Coding region: 1-984 (327 amino acids)
Biological process (GO): protein phosphorylation
Molecular function (GO): protein kinase activity; ATP binding
Source: RefSeq, a predicted model, not a curated record